AUGUCACUGCGUCCAAAUAGAUUUAAAGGGUCAACGUCCGCCCGAUUUGUUAAGAAUGAAAUCAAUACAAAUUAUAGAAAUACAAAAGAAUAUCGUCUGCAACAAAACAGCCAAGUUGUUGAUCCAUAUGUUGCCAACAAUCCUAUGCUCAAUGAGUCAGUCCAAAGAAAAGAGCUUGUUCAACGAAUAGACAAUAUUGAUUCACUUAUGGGAUUUGAUAGAUUUGAUCACGGGGAAAAUGAUGGAAAUAAACCACGUAAAGGGUGGUUGAUUAAUUUUCAUGCUACAACUAUACCGAGUGAUGAAUAUUUGACAGGAUAUUCUGGUGUUGACUAUUAUUUUCUUGAUGAAGAAGGAGGGAGUUUUAAAGCUACUCUACAGUACGAUCCAUAUUUUUUCAUUGAUGUAUUACCAGGAGAUCAUGAGCUGGAGGUUGAAGAAUGGUUGAGAAAGAAUCUCGAAUCUUGUAAUGUCAAAAAAUUCAGUCGUGUUAUCAAAGAUGCUUUGGAGUUGCCUAACCAUUUAUUGGGGCUUAAGAAGAAUUUAAUCAAACUUAGUUUUCAUAAUAAUCAAGACUUGUUGGCUGCUAAAAGGAUAUUGACACCAAUCAUUAAAGACAAUCAACUAAAACGAGAAUCUAGAGAUCUUUAUAAUUUUAAAGACGUUGACUCUUCUUCAGAUCCAUCUACCUACAUUGAUGAUAUAAGAGAAUAUGAUGUUCCAUACCACGUGAGAGUUUCCAUAGACAAACAAUUAAGAGUUGGUAAAUGGUAUGAUGUAUAUGCUAAGCAUUCAAAGAUCGAGAUUGUUGAAGACAAAGAAAAAAUUGCAUUUGCAGACCCUGUUGUUCUUGCGUUUGAUAUCGAAACCACAAAAGCUCCUUUAAAGUUCCCUGAUGCCAAGGUUGAUCAAAUAAUGAUGAUUUCCUAUAUGAUCGAUGGUGAAGGUUUCUUAAUCACAAACAGAGAAAUUAUUUCUGAGGAUAUUGAAGAUUUUGAGUACACUCCUAAACCAGAAUAUCCAGGUUUGUUUACAAUUUUUAAUGAACCAGAUGAAAAGCAUUUAUUGAUGAGGUUUUUUGAACACGUCCGUGAAGUUAAACCUACCGUGAUUGCAACAUUUAACGGGGAUUUUUUCGAUUGGCCAUUUGUUGAAAAGAGGGCUAGAUUCCACGAUAUGGAUAUGUUUGAUGAAAUUGGUUUUGCGAAAGAUAAUGAAGAUGAGUAUAAAUCUAAAUACUGUGUGCACAUGGAUUGUUUCCGAUGGGUCAAGAGAGACUCAUAUUUGCCUCAAGGUUCUCAAGGUUUGAAAGCCGUCACUACUGUCAAGUUAGGUUAUAAUCCCACUGAAUUGGAUCCUGAAUUAAUGACUCCUUAUGCAUAUGAAAAGCCACAAUUGUUAUCUGAGUAUUCUGUAUCUGAUGCCGUUGCAACCUAUUACUUGUACUACAAAUAUGUUCAUCCUUUUAUCUUUUCGUUGUGUACAAUUAUUCCGUUGAAUCCUGAUGAAGUGUUAAGAAAAGGUACUGGUACCUUGUGUGAAAUGUUGCUUUCUGUUCAAGCAUAUGAAGGAAACAUUCUAUUGCCGAAUAAGCAUGCGGAUCCAAUUGAAAGAUUCUAUGAUGGACAUUUAUUAGAAUCAGAAACGUAUGUUGGGGGUCAUGUUGAAUCUUUGGAAGCUGGUGUAUUUAGAAGUGACAUCGACACCGAUUUCAAGGUAGACCCUACAGCUAUUGAUGAGUUGUUGGGCAACUUGCGCAAUUCCAUGCAAUUCUGCAUAGAGGUAGAAAAUGGUAAGAAAUUGGAAGACGUUGAAAACUUUGAAGAGAUCUACAGCAAGAUUGAAAGUUCUCUAUUAAAUUUGAAGAAUACACCUAUUAGACAUGAAAAGCCACUUAUUUACCACGUCGAUGUGGCAUCCAUGUACCCUAACAUUAUGACAACAAAUCGUUUACAACCUGAUUCAAUGAAAACAGAAGAAGAUUGUGCAGCUUGUGAUUUUAACCGACCAGGAAAAAACUGUGACAGAAGAUUGCCUUGGGCAUGGAGAGGAGAAUAUUAUCCUGCAGAAAUGAAUGAAUACAAUAUGAUUAAAAGAACUUUGCAGAAUGAAACAUUUCCUGGUGCAAAGCCGUGGUUACCUCCAAGAACAUUUGACGAAUUGCCUUAUGCUGAACAAGCUUCAUUGAUCAAAAAGAGAAUAUCUGAUUAUUCUAGAAAAGUUUAUCAUAGAGUAAAGGCCAGUAAAGUGGUUACAAGAGAAGCAAUCAUUUGUCAAAGGGAAAAUCCAUUUUAUGUGAACACUGUUAGAAGCUUCCGUGAUCGUAGAUAUGAAUUUAAGGGGUUAGCAAAAGUUUGGAAAGGUAAAGUUGGCAAAAUUGAUGCCAGUGAUACUAUUGCAAGAGAUGAAGCAAAGAAAAUGGUUGUUCUUUAUGAUUCUUUGCAAUUAGCGCAUAAGGUUAUUUUGAACUCCUUUUAUGGUUAUGUCAUGAGAAAGGGUUCUCGUUGGUAUUCAAUGGAGAUGGCAGGUGUUACUUGUCUUACUGGUGCAACAAUUAUUCAAAUGGCAAGAUCAUUGGUUGAAAGAAUUGGUAGACCAUUGGAGUUGGAUACUGAUGGUAUUUGGUGUAUUCUUCCAAGCACUUUCCCUGACCGUUACAGUUUGAAAUGUAAGGAUGGCAAAAAGAUCCACUUGGAAUAUCCUUGUUCGAUGUUAAAUUAUUUGGUGCACCAAACUUAUACAAAUCACCAAUAUCAAGAUUUGGUUGAUCCAGAGACUUUUAAAUACGAAACAAGAUCUGAUAAUUCUAUUUUCUUUGAACUUGACGGUCCGUAUAAGGCCAUGAUUCUUCCAACGUCUAAAGAAGAGGGUAAAGGUUUGAAAAAGAGAUACGCUGUUUUUAAUGAUGAUGGGUCAUUGGCAGAAUUGAAAGGUUUUGAAUUGAAGAGAAGAGGGGAAUUACAAUUGAUUAAAAAUUUCCAAUCUGACAUUUUCAAGUUAUUCUUGGAAGGAAAUACUUUAGAAACGUGUUACCAGGCUGUUGCAACUGUAGCCAACAAUUGGUUGGAUGUUUUAGAUACUAAAGGUGGAAUGUUAGAGGAUGAAGAUUUAAUCGAGUUGAUUUGUGAGAACAAAAGUAUGUCCAAGUCCUUAGCUGAAUAUGGUGCUCAAAAAUCCACCUCAAUUACUACUGCUAGAAGAUUAGGUGAAUUCUUAGGAGAGGAAAUGGUUAAAGAUGCUGGGUUGGCGACCAAGUAUAUUAUCAGUGCUAAACCCAUUGGGGCUCCAGUUACCGAACGUGCGGUUCCAGUUUCUAUUUUCUCCUCUGAUAAGAAAGAAUUGUUUUUGAAGAAAUGGUUGAAGGAUCCUUCAUUGAAUAAAUUCAGUCCAAGGGAUAUUCUUGAUUGGGAUUAUUAUGCUGAGAGAUUGGCUUCGGUUAUUCAGAAAAUCAUCACCAUUCCUGCUGCUUUACAAAAUGUUAAAAAUCCCGUUCCUCGAGUACAACACCCAGAAUGGUUGAAAAGAAUAGUAAAGAAUAAAGAAGACACUAAACAUCAGAGUUCAAUUUCUUCAUUUUUCACGAAAACAACAAAACAGGAAGCCAAGCUUAAGGAUAUUGAAGACUUCGGUGAAGUUGCUGCAUCAGUGGAAAAAACCAAAAUCAGUAAAGUUACUUCAAGAAAGAGAAAGUCUGGAAGAGCCAAUAUGGUGGAUCUUGCUGAAGAAGAAGAGAGAAAUCAAGCAAUUUUGAAUGGUCCAUGUCCGUCCAUGUUGGACGAUUAUCAAGGUUUCUUGCAAUACCAAAAGGCAAAGUGGAAAGUACAAGCUACUGGAAGAGAACGAAGAAGAAAAUUAUUUGGUUCUAAUGCUGAAAGUUCACAAAGAUCAACUGUUGGUGGUAUGAUUAGAAAACGUGCUGAGAAUAUUGCUGGCUCAAAUUGGGAAAUCUUGGAAUAUAAACCGGACCCAUCAAAACCAGGUGACUUAAAAGUUUAUAUUCUGGCUGGCGAGAAGGUCCAUUCUUUCAAUUUCCACGUCCCCAAAAAGGUAUAUGCUACAUUCAAAUCUGAGUUAUCAACAAAGAAAAUAAUUCCUGGGUGUGAAGUUGAAAAGUCCAACGCUAUAUUGCCUAAUGGUCAUGAUGCCACAAACUUGUACAAGCUUACAAUGCCACAAUCUGUAUUUCAAGAUCAGUUGAAAGAUGUUGACGGAAUUUUACAAGAUUCAAACAUUUUAGGACUUUAUGAAUCCAAUAUUGAUCCUGUGUCACGUGCAAUUAUUGAUCUUGGUAACACAGUUAAAUUUGAUGAUACUAGAGUCGGAGCCCUUGGUAAAGGUCUUAAGAAUGGUUUCAAUACGAAAGAACUUUUAAAGGUUGAAUCUGAUACAUACUUGAGAAAAUUUGACAUGGACAUGGUGUACUUGUUGCAUAUUGUCACUAAUAGUUAUGAAUUUUUCACUGUUUUUAAAACAUGGGAAAAUGAUUGUCAAAUGUUUGUGUUGAAGCCUUCUGCUGCUGCACAGGAAUUACCAAGCAACAUUCACAGAAUAUAUCGGGAAAUAUAUGAAACAAAGAAAGACAAGUUGGAAAAAGUUUCAAAUAUUGUCAAGUAUCCAGAAGAUAUGGCAUUUGAAGUUAACUAUUAUCAUGAUGCUUCCAAAUUAUUCAAGAAACUCAAUCAAUCCAUUGGUAAGAUACAUGAAAUGAGAAAUACAAAAGCUUUGUUUGCUGUUCAGUCUCCAUAUACAGAACGAAUCUUGAGCUUGCUUCCAACGUCAAAUGAUUUCCCUACAGUCAAAAUGAAUAUUAGAGAGUUGUCAUUACCUGCAGUUGGUUGGCAAACUUUGAUAUCCAAGCGAGUUAUCAAUCACUUUUUUGUAUUGGCCUCCUGGAUUAAGAAUUUGGUUACCUUUGCUAAAUACGCAAAAGUGCCACUUUGUAAUUUACAAAUUGAAAAUUUGGGAUUCUUAAUUGACAUAGAGUAUGCGAGAAGAUUGAGUGAAAAUAAUAUUGUUUUAUGGUGGUCGUCUAAUCCUACUCCAGAUCUUGGUGGGUUUGAAUUAGAUAGAGUGCACGAUUUUGAGAACUUGGAGUUCCCUACUAUCAAUAAUCCUGAGAUAUAUGAAACCACUUGUUUGGAAGUUGAAAUUGGUACUUUAACUAUCAACACAAUUCUUACUAGUUCACUUAUUAAUGAAGCAGAAGGUACUGAUUUGGCAGAAGAUGGUGUUCAAUUCGACAUGAACAAUGGUGCAUCAACAUUUGCAGAAGAUUCAUUUUCAAGUCCAGCGUUGGCUAUUCUCAGAUCAAUGGUUAAAGAUUGGUGGGAUGAUGCAUUAAGAAAUAAUGUGAAUGCUGACUCUAUAAUGAAUGCCUUGGUAACAUGGGUUAACAAAAACGAAUCAUUGUUGUAUGAUCCAGCAUUGCAUUACCACGUUCAUAAUUUAACUUCAAAAGCCCUUUUACAAUUAAUCAACGAAUUUAAAAAGAUGGGAGCACAAGUUAUUUUUGCUAACAGAAACAGAAUGUUGGUUCAAACUACUAAGGUUUCCGUUGAGAAUUCUUAUGCUUAUGGUCAGUAUAUUUUGAAAGCUGCUAGAUCUAAGCCAUUAUUCAACUUUUUAGAUUUGAAAAUUGUGAAGUAUUGGGAUCUUUUAGUUUGGAUGGAUGAAUUUAACUACGGUGGUAGAUGUUGCACAGAAAUUGUCAAUGAAGAGAUUCAAAACUUGAUACCUGAGAAUCAUUGGCAUUUGCAGAAAUUCUUGCCUAUUCUUUUCCAAAAUGAAUUUGAAGAUUGGAUUGUUAUUUUCUUAGAUGCAUUGUCAAAGUACAAGUCAGAACAUCUACUUGGAGGAGGUACCCAGAAUCCAAAUACACCAAGAGCAACACAAAUUGUUCACAUUUUGAGGGGACAAAAGAAGUUGGAAGCCAAGGAAAUUGAUGAAGAAGAUAUCAACAAUGGUGUCAUUGAAAUUUUCAGAAAACCGCUUACCAGAAGAAUUGAAAAGUUGUAUCGUCGACAACUUGAAGCCAUUUUAAAUCCAGAAUUUAAAAAGGAAUAUGAGUUUCCAAAAUUGGCUGGAUCACAUUUGAAUUUGAAGAAUCCGGUUUUGGAAUUGGUGAAGUUUUUAUGUGCCAUUUUUGCAUUAUCACAAAAGAGAACUAUUGAAGUUAGAUUGUUACGAAAGGAAUUGUUACAAAUUUUUGAUAUCAGAGAAUUUAGUAAAGAAGCUGUUUUUAACAACCCAAGUUCUUCAUUGAAACUUCCACAAGUUAUUUGUGAUUACUGUAACCAUAUAACAGAUAUUGAUUUCUGCUGUCAAAACGAAGAAUCUGUUUGGAAUUGUUCUAACUGUCAUAAGCCAUACGAUAAAUCAGCUAUUGAAGAAGGUAUCAUUUCACAACUUAAUAAAUUGUUUGUCAAAUUUUAUAGUCAAGAUUUGAAAUGUGAUAAAUGUAACCAAAUUAGAGGGAAUUAUAUGGAUUUACAUUGCAAAUGUUCGGGUAGCUGGAUAGAAACUAUGGAUUCACGUUCUAUGGAAAAGAAGUUUCAAAUCUUUAAUAACGUUGCUAAUUUCUAUAAUUUGAAAACGUUGAGAGGAGUAAUUGAAGAUAUGAAUUAG
This is a messenger RNA of Candida tropicalis MYA-3404, 6624 nucleotides long. RefSeq names its product DNA polymerase epsilon catalytic subunit (gene POL2). The transcript has a single exon. Lineage: Eukaryota; Fungi; Ascomycota; Pichiomycetes; Serinales; Debaryomycetaceae. Gene Ontology annotation, molecular function: zinc ion binding; nucleotide binding; single-stranded DNA 3'-5' DNA exonuclease activity. Gene Ontology annotation, biological process: mitotic cell cycle; DNA replication proofreading; base-excision repair, gap-filling. Gene Ontology annotation, cellular component: epsilon DNA polymerase complex; nucleus. Bases 1 to 6624 code for a protein of 2207 amino acids. The record is from RefSeq and is a predicted model, not a curated record.